Molecule: messenger RNA, 558 nt
Organism: Dioscorea cayenensis subsp. rotundata (Guinea yam)
Lineage: Eukaryota; Viridiplantae; Streptophyta; Magnoliopsida; Dioscoreales; Dioscoreaceae
Product: sugar transport protein 8-like
Exons: 1
Coding region: 1-558 (185 amino acids)
Biological process (GO): transmembrane transport
Cellular component (GO): membrane
Molecular function (GO): carbohydrate transmembrane transporter activity
Source: RefSeq, a predicted model, not a curated record
AUGACGCACUACUUGUCAGUCGUUACAACUCUUUGGAACCUCACCACUAUCUUAAGUACGCAGCAUCGGAGAGUAAAGACCAACCUGCAGAUACUUCGAUUACCCAUCAGAGGUGAACACAAAACGCGCCCAAGCCAUGGAGAAGGCGAGGAUGAGUGUGAGCCACGCUUUGUGGUGGUGUCGGUCUGCCUCUUUGUGUCUAGAUUUGCAUGGUCAUGGGGCCCUCUUGGUUGGUUGAUAGCAAGUGAAAUAUUCACACUAGAAACAAGAACAACAGGUUACGCGUUUGCUGUGAGUUCAAACAUGCUCUUCACAUUCCUCAUUGCACAAGCAUUUAUGUCAUUGUUGUGCCAGGUGAAGCCUGGUAUCUUCUUCUUCUUCUUCACGGCAUGGAUUAUCAUCAUGGCGUUGUUACAAUACUUCAUGCUGCAGGAGACCAAAGGCAUUCCGAUGAAGGAGAUGACUCACACAUUUUGGAAGAAUCAUUGGUAUUGGAAGAGGUUCAUGGUUGAGGAUGAAUGUGAGCUUUCCAAGAUGGAGAAAGCCAUUUCACCCUAA